AGUAGUGGUAUUGCUAUAGUGUUAUGAGAGAAAUUGAAUGCUGACCGCUUAUACAUUAAUUUUUUCCGUUAAUUUCACUCAGUGAUGUGAUCUACUUGGGAUGUUUAGAAUCUAUAAAUUUUGAAGUAUUAAUAUCAGUGAAGGUGACAAGAUGUCACGUCGAUAUUUGGUGGUUUUUCUGGGUUUUGUGCUGUUGGUGAUAGUGUCAGACGUAACAACAGAGGAAUGUACACAGGAGAGUCACGAUGGAAAUUGUAAUAUGACAUCUUUGAAUGGAGACAUGGAAUUUAAGAAAAAUAUUUAUAAACCAGCAGAGAUGCUCGAAGCAAUGAGUAUGUUGGCUGAGGAUUCCGAUGGGACCUUCCAGCCCACACCUGUUUCGAUUUCAACUUCAUUCGAUCCAAGUCUCUCGAAAGCCAAUAAUAGCAGCAUGAUAGCGGAUGAACCGAAAGGAAGAGCAAUCAACUUCAGUAUGGAUGCACAUGAAAAUGAAAAUAUUCUAUUGAAUUCUUCUAAUCCUAAUGAUUUUGAUCUAAGUGAUGUUAGUAUAAACGAUGAUGAUGAUUUUGAUGAAAUGAUCCAACCAAAAAUUUUAUCCCCUAAAAAUGUUUUGGAUAAUACGUCGCCUGAUUUAUUCUGUACCAAAGGAGGUUUAACAUAUGCAAAUGGAGAUAAGAUCGAAAAUGAAUGUGAAUCAAUUUGCACUUGUACUAAUGGUACAAUGCAAUGUAAAGAUAGAUGCCAAUCGCCCCUUUUUAGGAAGGGAAAGAAAAUCGAUGAUCCAUUAUGCUUCGCACAACCUACAGAGGAUAUGUGCUGUUCAAUAUUAGUGUGUGCUGGAGAUACAGCAACUGAACCAAUAGAAUCUUGUUCAUAUAAUAAUAAGACAUUCAAUAGAGGAGAUGUAUAUAAAGAAGAGUGCAGUCAAAUAUGUACCUGUGAAGCUGGUGGAAAAAUGACAUGCAAGCCAAGGUGUCCUCCAACUGCUAGAACAAGUGAUAGAUGCGUAGAAGUACCAAACCCAAGUGAUCCGUGCUGUAAAAAGGUACUUUGUGAUGUUACUUUAGAAGAAAAUGAGUCAGAGAAAGAUGACGAACGGAAUCGAAAAGUCAUAUCGGCUAGAUUUGUGAAUGCUACAACAUUAUUAGUUAAAUUGGAGCCCAAAAUCGAUGUUUCUGAAACAUCUGUAAUAGUAGACAUAAGCGAUGAUAAAAUCAAUUGGCAAAAAUUCAAAGUUAGCUCUGAUGGAUUUGUUAUUGUUAGGAAUAGUGUGAAAUACUUGAAACUAGAAAAUGGAGAGAACAUAAUUAAUAUCCAAAAUUUUGAAGACAAUCCAAAGAAUGUCCAAAAAGUCAAAACUACUGAUAAAGAAUGUCAAUAUAAAGAAAAAAAAUUCAGAAUUGGAGAAGAGUACAAUGACAACUGUGACUCACUUUGUGUUUGUCAAGAAGGAGGAAUGAAAUGUCUCAAACUUCAAUGCCCUACUUAUUUUGGAGUCGAUAUUCUUGAUCCCCAAUGUAUAGAAUGGGAAACCAUUCCUCCUAACUUCGUCGCAUCACCCCCCAACUGCUGCCCAUCUAGUAUCAAAUGCAAAAGUAAUGGCUCUUGUGAUUUUCAAGGAGAGAUCUACAAAAACUGGGAACAGUUACCGGUUAAUGUGACCGGGUGUGAGAAAAGAUGUUAUUGUGAAAUGGGAAAAAUUGAAUGCCAAAAUACAUGCCCACCAGUAACCGCUCAUCCUCCACUCAACCUACCUUGUCCACCAAAUAUGGCUAAAAUUGGUCAUAUUUCUGAAGAGGAUUGCUGCAAAGCAUGGAUAUGUACUUCUAAUGAUAAUGAUUCAGACACAGCAAAUAGUAUAGAUGUUAAUGACAAAACUCUUAAGACUACUAAGAAAACGUCUUAUUCAGAACCAUUUGCUACGAAUCAAUCUUCAAAAACAUUAGGACCACUUGCUAUAUAUGAGAACGUAGAACUUACUCAAGGCAAUAACGGUAUAAAAGGAAUUAACCUUAAACCUACAAUUUCACCGAAAGAAAAUCCGUUUUAUCGUGAAAUUAAUGGAGUUUUCCAAGGAUCUCUUAAGCCCAAUAAAGCAAAAAAUCAAAAAACUAAUCUUUUCAUAACACCUCCUGCAAAUACAUUUGAAACUACCACCUCAAACCAAGGAGUAUCUCCUUCUCACUCUGAAAUUGAAAUACACGGGAAUGAUAAUCCUGAAGACCUUUUGCAGUUCAUCAAUCUGCAUCCUGAAAUCAGUAAUUACCCGUCAGGAUCCGUUUUAGAAAUUCAUGGAAUACCUACUGCACCUAAACAAGAUCCUAAUUCAAUCGCAAAUAUUGAUAAAACUAAUAUUCAUCUAGUACCAUACGUCAUUCCUCAUAAUGAUGGUGAAGCGCACAUCAAUGGUAAUCUGCCGCCCGGGUUUUCAUUGGAAGAAAUUUUACGAGAAUUUCACAGGAACACAUUACCUAAUACACCUACAUCGCCUUCUCUUCCUAGUAUGAAUAAUAGACCUUUCUUGGGACAACCGAACAUUCCAAUGCCAAAUAGGCAUAAUCUUACUCACCCAGGAAUUGGCGGUAUCUUCUCUAGACCAUUCAAUGGAUAUCAACAACCAGAUGAUGACAUUUUGGUACACACUUUGGAAGCACUUGAUUCACAUACAGUUCGAUUAGCCUUCAUGGUACCACCAGUAAUAGUGAAUUUACAUGGAAGGGUUGAAGUUAGAUAUACAUAUAAUAAAGGAGAUGAUGACUUGGAAUCUUGGAUGUUACAAGUGUUUGCCCCUCCAAAUGAUUUAAUAGCAACACCAUCAUUAGAGUUCGACUUACAGGAUCUCCAACCCAAUACUGAAUAUAAAAUAAAGAUAACAAUAACCUUGAGAGAUAUUCACACCACGCACAGCAGUAGAAUUUAUAAAAUAAAGACACCAAGGGAAAUAAUAGCUACAACGUUGCCUCCUAUGAUUCCCGUAGAACCAGAUCUGGCCAUUACUGACAUCAACUCAACGUGGGUAACAGUUGUGUGGAAGAAAUUUGACGAUAACGAACUGAAAUUUAUUGAUGGAGUGCAGUUGAGAUUCAAAGAAAUCGAUGGGCAGAUUUAUGCGGCGACACCCCUUAUACAUAGAGCUGUAACAAGUUAUACGUUAGAGAAUUUGAAACCUAAUACAAAAUAUGAAAUCGGAAUCUUCUUCAUUCCGUUUCCAGGACAGCUGACUGAGCUCCAUGCUGAACAUAUGCUCCAUUUCACCACCGCCAAUGAAAUAGACACUUAUGGAUUUAACAUUACAUUAGAAAUUUCUCUUAUAAAAUCUCAAAGCGUUGAAAUAUCAUGGAGCGGUGUACCAUAUCCUGAAGAUAAAUACGUUUAUAUAUACAGAGCGAUCUAUCAAAGUGAUUCGGGUAAAGAAGAUCAAAAUAUAUUCAAAAUGGCGAAAAGAGAUUCCCCUACAAAAACAAUUAUCACAGAUUUGAAGCCUGGUACAAGGUACAGAUUAUGGCUAGAAGUGUUUUUGACUAAUGGAAAGAUAAAAACCAGCAAUGUUCAAGAUUUUAUCACCAAACCUAGAGCAGCACCAUCUUUAAAAUCCGCAGCACAACAAGAUAAACUUGCCAGAAUCGAUCAUAUGGAAACAAGAGGUGACUAUUAUGGUCCUCUAGUCAUUGUAGCCAUACUAGCAUCAAUUGCUAUAAUGAGUACGUUAGUGUUGCUGCUGAUUUUGAUUCGACGGCAUAACCAAAAUAAAGCAGCCAUUACACCUCCAUCUCGAGUUACUCAAUCUGCUUAUGAUAAUCCAACUUACAAAGUAGAGAUACAACAAGAAACAAUGGGUCUAUAACCAUCAAAGAUAAAAAAGAAGCUGUAUAUAGUUCUGGUAUAUAUUCCACAUUACAUUUAUAUGUACCUAAUAAAUAUUUACUUUUACGUUUAAGUGUAAAAAUGAUUUGCAGUAUUCUAACUUGUAUUAUAGUAUUGAUAAAUUAAAUAUUUAUUUACGUUCACA
Diorhabda sublineata is the source of this 4009-nucleotide messenger RNA. RefSeq names its product putative epidermal cell surface receptor (gene sas). The transcript has 10 exons. The record is from RefSeq and is a predicted model, not a curated record. Bases 152 to 3844 code for a protein of 1230 amino acids. NCBI's taxonomy places the organism in Eukaryota, Metazoa, Arthropoda, Insecta, Coleoptera, Chrysomelidae. Gene Ontology annotation, molecular function: protein binding.